AUGAACAACGAAGAGAAAGCUCUCCAAGACCCACAUUUUCCCACCAAAGCGGUGCACACGGGCCAGGACCCCGAACAAUGGACUCACGGAGAAGUCGUUCCUCCCAUCUCCAUGACCUCCACUUUCCAACUGCAGAUCCCAAUGAAGCCAGGGGAUUUUAUAUAUUCGAGACUUAGUAAUCCAACUAGAAACUGUUUGGAGAAAUGUAUCGCCGCUUUGGAAGAUGCAAAAUAUGGUUUAUGCCACUCUUCUGGAUUAGCUACUAUUGAAAAUAUUGUGCAUUUACUGAAAGUGGGAGAUAACAUUAUAUGUUUCGAUGACGUCUAUGGAGGUACGAAUGAAUUUUUUCGAGUUUGUGCCGAAAAUAUGGGCCUUAAAACGACAUUUGUCGACGCAAAAAAUCUCGAUAACGUUAGGAAAGCUAUUAGAUUAAAUACGAAGAUGAUUUGGAUGGAAACACCAACAAAUCCGACGAUGAAACUCGUCGACAUCAAAGCAAUUGCAGAUAUUGCAAAGAAUGCCGCAUCUUCUCCAAUUUUAGUUGUGGAUAAUACAUUUAUGUCACCGUAUUUUCAGCGUCCUCUAAAAUUAGGAGCUGAUAUAGUGAUGCACUCUGUGUCCAAGUAUAUGAAUGGUCAUUCUGAUGUUAUAAUGGGAGCAGCUGCAACUGAUAAUGAAAAACUUUAUUCACGACUAUUAUUUCUACAACAUGCUCUCGGUGCAAUUCCAUCUCCAUUUGACUGCUUCCUCGUAAACCGUGGCUUGAAGACACUUCACGUACGAAUGGAACGCCAUAUGGAAAAUGGUUUAGCCGUAGCAAGAUUUCUUGAAAAACAUCCGAUGAUUGAAAAAGUUCUGCAUCCAGGUCUUCCGAGUCAUCCUCAGCACGAACUAGCAAAACGACAGUGUUCUGGAUUCAGUGGUAUGGUUAGUUUUUACAUAAAAGGAGGUCUGGAAGAAGCUCAAAUAUUUGUCAAAAAUCUGAAAUGGUUUAUAGUCGCCGUGAGCCUGGGCAGUGUUGAGAGUUUGGUGGAAAUACCAUUUCUGAUGACACAUCAGAAUGUUCCAGAAGGACACAGAAAAAAAGUAGGCAUAACAAGUAAUUUAAUUCGUCUUUCGGUGGGAUUAGAAACAAAAGAAGAUCUCUUAAGCGAUUUGAGUCAAGCUCUGAAGUCCGUUCAAAACUGGUCUCAUAAUCGUCAACAGUUCAAGAGCGCAUAAACUCGUAUGGGACGGACGACCGACGUCACCAAGAUACUCUUUAAAUACUUAAAUAACAAAAGCCAAUAGAAUGGUGCAAAAUUUGUGCUUUUAUUGUUUUAUAUUUGAUUUGUUGCGCUAAUGUUUUAAUUUAUUGUCGAAAGGAAAGAAGAGGUAAUUAUUUGUUUCAAAACAUUAUCUUAUGUAUUAUUACACGAAUAUUACGAUUGAA
Molecule: messenger RNA, 1432 nt
Organism: Centruroides sculpturatus (bark scorpion)
Lineage: Eukaryota; Metazoa; Arthropoda; Arachnida; Scorpiones; Buthidae
Product: cystathionine gamma-lyase-like
Exons: 11
Coding region: 1-1221 (406 amino acids)
Biological process (GO): transsulfuration
Cellular component (GO): cytoplasm
Molecular function (GO): cystathionine gamma-lyase activity; pyridoxal phosphate binding
Source: RefSeq, a predicted model, not a curated record